AUGGGCUUUCCGAAGGCCGUCACUUCGGUGGCCGUCAAGCGAGUUGGCGGCGCGGCCUUUCGCGUUGGUUUUGCCGAGAUGAGUGGGUGGCGACCUAGCAUGGAGGAUGCACAUGUAAUCCAUUUUCGAGAUACCUGGGGCUGUUUCGGCAUCUUCGACGGCCACGGUGGUGAUCAGUGCUCUCGUUUCAUAUCCAGACGCUUCAGCGAAGAGCUGACCAAGAACGGCAUGCCUGAAAGUGAUGAAGCUGUUACAGAGCUGGCAUUGCGCUUAGACAAGGAGUUCUUGGACUCCAACGAGCCCAGCGGAUCCACAGGAACAUUUGUCAUGCUUCAAGCGCCAAGCGCACCUGGAGGCAAAUAUCAGCUCCGCGUGGGCAACAUUGGUGAUAGCCGUGUCCUUUUGGGGCGGGCUGAUGGUUCGAUCUUCCCCAGUGCCGGUGUGGUGAGAUCCGCAGAAAGCAUGUCUUUGGUCUCAAAAGGUGGACGCCAGGAAAUGGGAGUGCCGCGGGUGAACGGCUUGGCCGUUAGCCGUGCAUUCGGGGCAACGCUCAGCGUAAGAAGAUGGGAGGAGCAGCCAGUAAGCUGCGCUCCCGAGCUUCAGGCAUUUACGGCGUCGCACACCGACUUCCUCAUUGUGGUUUGCGACGGCAUUUCAGAAGGCAACUUCCCAAGCAAGGCCGUGGUCGGGCAUUGGCAGUGCCACUCCACUUGUCGCAUGAGGCAGCAGCCUUACUUCGAUGGCUG
Symbiodinium sp. CCMP2456 is the source of this 746-nucleotide messenger RNA. Lineage: Eukaryota; Dinophyceae; Suessiales; Symbiodiniaceae. The record is from the annotation of a GenBank genome assembly.